This is a messenger RNA of Ficedula albicollis (Collared flycatcher), 5234 nucleotides long. It is a transcript of the gene BICRAL, whose product is annotated as GLTSCR1 like. The record is from RefSeq and is a predicted model, not a curated record. The transcript is spliced from 13 exons. Gene Ontology annotation, biological process: positive regulation of DNA-templated transcription. The coding region runs from base 551 to 3823 and encodes 1090 amino acids. NCBI's taxonomy places the organism in Eukaryota, Metazoa, Chordata, Aves, Passeriformes, Muscicapidae. Gene Ontology annotation, cellular component: SWI/SNF complex.
GUGAGGGAGAAAGAAAAAUAAUCUUUUCAAAUCUCCUCCCUCUUUUUUUCCCCCCUCGUUUCUUUGCUUUUCUCUAAAGCUCUGUGGUCUGUGAAACAGUCUUUUCUUCUUCCUCGUCGGGAAAAUGGAGACACUUCGUCUCUCUCCUGGCUGUGCAGCUGGGAAGGAUUUUUCUCUUUUUUCCUUUUUCGCUCAUGGCUUGAUUUUUUCCUUUCCCCCAUCCACUCGCCACCACCCUAAUCUUGUCUUUUCUUUGAGCUUGUGUUUCAGAUUUGUACCUUCUGGGGAUUUAUUUUUCACUCAUUUCCUCGUUUUCGCUGUCGCCACUAGAUUUUAUUUUAUUUGUUUGGUUUUUCCUUUGCAAUUUUCUCCGAAUCGCUCCGUGCCUCCUGCUUUUAACCGAGGAAUGGAAACGGUGUCGCUUUUUGUGGGUGCGCGAAAUGCUCGGGCGAGAACGCAAAUGAGGUCUGGUUGUUCCUGUGUAGGAGCUUCCUUCACUGAAUCCGAAGUUGCCUGUUGGAUAGGAACCUGAGAGAACUGACAGGUUGUCAUGGAUGAUGAUGAUGAUGAAUCCUGUCUCCUUGAUCUUAUUGGGGACCCACAAGCACUGAAUUAUUUUCUACAUGGACCUAGUAGUAAAUCUAGCAAUGAAGACUUGACUAAUGCAGAAUAUUCUGUAGCCAACUCAAAUUCAAUUUUCGCCAACUCCAAUAACACUGAUCCUAAGUCAUCUGUAAAAGGUGUAAGUGGUCAGCUUGGAGAGGGGCCUAGUGAUGGACUGCAGUUGUCCAGUAGCCUUCAGUUUCUUGAAGAUGAACUUGUGUCUUCUCCUUUACCUGAUCUUACUGAGGAUCAGCCUUUUGAUAUUCUUCAGAAGUCCUUGCAGGAGGCCAAUAUUACUGAACAGACUUUGGCAGAAGAGGCAUAUUUGGAUGCCAGUGUAGGUUCUAGCCAACAGUUUGCACAAGCUCAGCUUCAUCCUUCUUCAUCAGCAUCCUUUACUCAGGCUUCUAAUGUUUCUAAUUACUCAGGUCAGACGUUGCAACCUAUAGGAGUUACUCAAGUGGUACAGCAACCUGUUGGAGCAUCUUUUGCAAGCAAUACAGUCGGUGUGCAACAUGGCUUUAUGCAACACGUUGGAAUUAGUGUUCCUGGCCAGCAUUUGUCUAAUAGCAGCCAGAUUAGUGGUUCUGGGCAGAUACAGCUGAUUGGUUCCUUUAGUAAUCAACCUUCCAUGAUGACCAUCAAUAACCUCGAUGGAUCUCAGAUCAUACUGAAAGGCAAUGGUCAGCAAACACCUGCAAACAUGAGCAGUGGCCUCUUGGUUCAUAGACAAACUCCAAACGGGAACUCGCUGUUCAGUAACUCAAGUUCAAGUCCAGUAGCACAACCCGUAACUGUUCCAUUUAACAGCACAAAUUUUCAGACUUCAUUGCCUGUCCAUAAUAUCAUCAUUCAAAGGGGUUUGGCACCAAACUCUAACAAAGUUCCUAUUAAUAUCCAACCAAAGCCUAUUCAGAUGGGUCAGCAGACUGCUUACAAUGUGAAUAACUUGGGAAUACAGCAACAUCAUGUACAGCAAGGGAUUCCAUUUGCUUCUGCAAACUCACCUCAAAGUUCAGUAGUUGGUCCUCAUAUGUCUGUUAAUAUUGUUAAUCAACAACAAAAUACAAGAAAAUCAGUUGCACCUCAGACAGUUAGCAAUGCUGGAGGUAGUAUAGUUAUCCAUUCUCCUAUGGGACAGCCUCCUGCACCUCAAAACCAGUUUCUCAUACCUACAAGUUUGUCUGUUAAUUCUAAUUCAGUUCAUCAUGUCCAGGCCAUAAAUGGACAACUUCUCCAGACUCAGCCUUCCCAGCUGGUUCCUGGCCAAGUGUCUGCUGAGCAUGUAAUGCUCAACAGGAACUCUACAAACAUGCUAAGAGCCAACCAGUCAUAUUCAGGACAGAUGCUGAAUAAUCAGAACACAGCUGUUCAGCUUGUUUCAGGCCAGACAUUCACAGCUCCUGGAAACCAAGUUAUAGUAAAUCAUGGAACUUCCCAAAUUGUUGGUGGACAGGUGCCACUGCAGCAGGCGUCGCCAACCGUGUUGCAUUUGUCACCCAGCCAAGCUAACGUUUCUCAAGGCAGAUCGAGUUUUACCACCAUGUCACCUGGGCAGUCCACAGUCUCAAAUAUGUCAGCUUCUAACAGAUUUGCUGCUGCAAGUUCUUCUGGUUCAGUACACCCCAGCCUGGGAACAUCAGUGCAGUCUGUCGCGUCGGGAGGGAACUUUACAGGUGAUCAGCUGGGCCAGAGCAGAGCUCAAGUUGCUGUCAGUGCAUCUCAUCGUCUUCCAGCGUCCUCCUCCAAGUCUGUCAGCACCUUCAGUCACACCUCUGUGGGAGUAACACAGCAACAGUUUGCUUUUGGGCAGAAAAAGGCUGUGAACCAGACAUCACCAAUUUCUGCAUCGAAGACACAGGACAAUUUGAGACAGCCUCAGCUAACAAGUCUUCUGGGCAACACACUAUCAGGACAGGACUCUGGAGGAAAAAUCAUACAACAAUCUCUAGGAACAGCACAGCCACAAGAAAAAGUGGUAGGAUCAUCAUCAGUUCAGCAGAGUAUACAGGUGGAUGGUCAUUUAGUUGGACAGAAAAGGCCUGCUGCUAAACAGUUAACUAAAGGAGCUUUUAUUCUGCAGCAAUUACAGAAGGAUCAGGUACAUGCUGUGACACCAGAUAAAAGUCGGUUCAGAUCAUUAAAUGAUGCAGUUCAGAGACUCCUUUCAUACCACGUGUGCCAGGGAUCGCUGCCAACAGAAGAAGAUUUAAGAAAAGUGGACAAUGAAUUUGAAUCUGUAGCUACACAGCUUCUGAAGAGGACGCAAGCUAUGCUGAACAAAUACAGAUGUUUGCUUAUAGAAGAUGCAAUGCGGAUAAAUCCCUCUGCAGAAAUGGUUAUGAUUGAUAGGAUGUUUAACCAGGAGGAAAGAGCAUCUCUGACCCGGGAUAAGCGUCUUGCACUUGUGGAUCCUGAUGGUUAUCAGGCUGAUUUUUGUUGUUCUGCCAAACAAUUUGAGAAAACAGCUGAUGAAGCACAGUCCAGCAAAAGUGACCAUCAGUCUAGCAAAACAUUACCUUCUCGAAGUCAGUCUACCAAAACCCAAGCCAGAGAUCGACCAAAAUCCAGCUCAGCAGAGUCCACGAAUCACAGUAAACUUCCUCUAGUGCCUAACAACAUUCUGACACCACAAGAAGGAAAAGCUUCCUCUAAAAAAUCUGAGAGCCUCACUAAAGCUUUAAAGUUUGAAAAAGCUAAUUGUUCUUCUGAGAGCCAAUAUGUGGCCCUUUCUGAAGAAAGGAUGAGUGGGAAAGAUCUUGCCAAGUCCACUGAGAAUUCUUCGAGUUCUGAAGACUUGUCAAAAAUUGUGUCAAGAGGCAGUCAAGGAACACACAAUAAAAUAUCAAGGAACACAGUUCAGCCUUUCUCAAAGGUAACGUGUAAUAAUUCACUUCAAGACAAAACUCUGAGGAGCUCUCCAAAGAAUGAGGUUUUGCAUCCUGAUAACAGGAAAGGCUCUGGUGAAUCCCAGCAAGACUUACUGCUCAGUAAGAGUUUAGAAACUACGUUUAAAAACAUCUUGGAACUUAAAAAAGCUGGGAGGCAGCCACAAAAUGAGGCGACAAGUAGUGGCUCGGUUGACUUAGAGUUCCCUAAUUUUUCACCUAUUGCUUCACAAGAGAACUGCCUGGAAAAAUUUAUUCCAGACCACAGUGAAAGUGUUGUAGAAACUGACUCUAUUUUAGAAGCAGCUGUAAAUAGUAUCUUAGAGUGUUAAUAGUUAGAGUACCAUGGACAAGUUAUGUUUCUCUUAGCAGAAGCAAAUGUGAAUGACACCACAAGUACAGCCUGACAUGCAUUUAAGGUUAACCUUUCUAAACUAGAUUCUGUUCUGUGUUUGAGAGCAAUACUCAUUGUGGUUACAGUGAGAUAUCCAAGUAAAGUUAAUCCUUGUUAGAAUGCAGUCUGUUAGGGCCUUACUGUUUCAAGUAUUAUUAUGAUAGUGCUUUUGAUAAUUGAGCAGUACUGCAACAUAACAGGGUUGCAGAUUGUUAGGCCCUAUAUAAUACGGUAUAAUAUACUGACAAUCACAGUCAUUUGAAAGGAUAUAUUUAUUGAGGAAAUGUUUUUAAAGAGUGAUGGAAGCAACAAUUCUCCCCUACCCUUCUCUUCCACAAAUCAUCAAAAUUUUAGUUUUUCUGGAAAACCCACUGUACCUCUAUUCAGAAGUGAUUAUUUGCUUUGUUAACGAAUCUGAAUUCUAGGAUUCUUAAGUUGGAAGGAAAUCAUCAGUGUGUUUACAAGGCUUCAUAAUUUAAACUUUAAGUGCUUUUCUAUUGCUUUCUGAGCAGAAACUAGUACUUGAUAUAUUUGUAGUGGGUAACUUUAGUCUGUGGGAUGAUAUUAUAUGAUCUUAGUCACAGUGGCAUGAUAUGGAAUAAUAAAUGCUUGACUAAGGAAGGUAGAAUGGAAGCCAGUAAAUAGCAAAGUGUACAGGAUGAGGCCAUGAUAGAGCCAUGAAUUUAUAUAUAUAAUACAUAUAUGUUAUCUCUUGAGGAAAAGAUUUUGCAUUUUAUAAUUGGAUGUAGUCAGCCUUGAGUCUUUCUGAAGUGGUAUAAAUGUUUUUUUUUUAUUUGUUGUUUGGUUUUUUUUUUAGACCAAGUGUCAAAAGCACUUUUAUUUGAAAACUGUAUUUGUAGCUUAUAUUUUAAGAGGAUGUUAGCCUUACUCUGAUUAAAUUUAAAGGCCAGUGUUUAUUUUUGAUUUCUUUUUUUGCUUUUUGCUGUCAGAGAAUGUUAAAUCAUCCACCGUAGCAGUCAUAAUUAUCAAGAUAUGUACAGACCAAAGUUGAUCAGCAAUCCCAUUGUUUAAACAUAUCAAAAAGUGUGUAAUUAUUAAUUCAUAUUGUAAAGCCAAGUGAAACCAUUGCAUGGUUUGUAUUUGGCUUGCUGUCAUGUUGUUGAGAUAGACUCUUAUUAUUUUAUUUAUUUAUUUUAAUCUAUGACUUUUUUUUUUUGCUGCCCAUGCUGCUUUGUUCUAGUUUACUUUGGUCAUGAGUGCUUUUGUGCACAUAAGCGCGCUGACGUUCGUCACGUGUGUGUAGUACAUAUGUCUGCUCAGGAGGAUACAGCUUUUGUGGUUUCUAAGGUAUGCUCAUGUUCUCCCCCAGAACUUCUCCACCAUUUCUC